UCAUUCUGUUUUUUUUAUUUUCCAGGAGAACACAGAACUUUUCAGCAUGGUUAAGAACAACAGCGAUAAAAUUGUGAACGAACUGCAUCCUCUGACGGAUUGUGAUAACUUAAAUAAUUCAAAGGAUGUCGAACGACAAAAGACGAACAAUAGAAAUUCAUACAAUGUUACGUCAUCUGUUGCAAAAAACAACAGGAACACACGAAGUCGAAAAGAACGUCUUAUUGCUAAAGCUAACCAGUAUUCAAAUAACUUUACAUUGCACGCAGUGUCUAAAAUUUGCAACGGUAAUUGGUGUGAGAAAUUUGUGUGGAUGAUAAUAUUUCUGGCUUGUGUUGGUUUGGCUGGGUAUGCAUCAUACUCCAUAUACAAUCAGUAUCUUGACCAAGACGUUUAUUUAGUGACUGAAACUGCUGUCACAAAUAAAAAUACCUUUCCAGCUGUCACCUUUUGUAUUGAACGAAACGAGAAGACAUAUUAUUGUGGAUUUGAUAUCAACGCUCGCAUGCCAUUUUACUUGGAUCCAAAUGAGCCAUGUCUAAGAACCAAUGAUGAGACCCCAAUUCGAGAAUACAUUAGUAGGUCCGGGUCCAGAUAUUGGUCUAACAACAUAUUUGAAUUUAGCUGUCCUCGGACCUCACGAUGCACAUAUGAAGAUAUUAAUAGGAAGUUUUUCAAAACAUCAAACAACGUUCGUGGUUCUUGUGUAACGUGGAAUCCCAAUGGAACGUAUUAUAAUGAUGAAGCUGAAAUUGAUCUUGUAGUUGCUGUAUUGAACAGCAAGUUCGAUUCUCAGUUUCAACAUAUCGAAAUUAUCAUCCACGAUAAAGAACACGAUGGAGUGUUUGUGGAAAAGUCAAUUCGAUUGACUCCCGGAAUGAAUAUUGAUAUUUACAUUACGAAAAAAAUUAUCAAACGAUUGGAGACAACAUAUUCUACGAAAUGUGUUAAAAGCAAUUCAAGAAACAUCUUUCCAGGCAAAUACUCAAUCAACAACUGUGUAGAAUCUCACAAAUGCAUUAAAAUUUACAAGCAAUGUGGAGACAUUUACGAUCACUGCCGAAAGUACAUACCUCACAAAAUUGUCCAACAAUAUUUGCGUCCCAAUAUUACUGUAGAAAACGUCACAGAAUGCCUUAAGGCUAGUAAUAAAAGUGUUGAUAUUUCUAAUUGUGCUCGUCCAUGCGAAGAGACUAUCUACGAUGCCACGGCGUUAUCUAAACGUUCCAGCGCGGUUAGAGCCCAAGCGAGGGUAUCCUUGAAGUAUAAGGACAAGUACACUUAUCGCAUAGAAAGAGAAGUCGUGUCAAAAACAUUCUUCGACGUGCUGUCAAAAAUUAGUGGCUUGGUAGCUUUCUUAGUUGGUGCAUCGGUGAUUUUUGUGUUUGAGUUUUUGGCAUACAUAUUCAUUGUAACGUUGAAAUUAUGUGCAUAGAUAUCUUUAUUUUAGUAUUGACAUUAGGAAAUCAGGGUAAGGUUUUAUAAUGACCACGUACGUUUUGAAAAGUAAGUAUUGUUCACCGUGAUACUAAUCUAAAUACUAAUGUAUCUAACUGUAUUUAGAAAUUCACGCUUGUACUUAGUUAGCUUGCGCUUAGUCAACUUUGUUGUCAUUCCUUCAAAGACUUUUGAUUCUCUUUUUACAUUAGAACUUAAAGACAACACAUGGCUCCAGAAUUUUACAGCAUAUAUCAAGAGCUAAUUCUAUGGCAAAAUGUAACUGUAUUUAAAAUUUGCGCUUGUGCAAAUUCCAGGGUUUGUUUAACCAUGCCUCGAAGGAAUAUCUAUUUUAUUUUUACAUGAGACUGGAAGACGAAAAAAAGUACUAAAAUUUAAUCAUAUUUUAGGCACUAAACGAGAAAACAAUAAAAGAUUGAAACUCCUACGGUAAAGAACUUUCUGAAAUGCAAUUGUUAUUUGGUGCAUGAACCACUUAAUACAAUGUUUUGCAUUGUUAAGAGAUAUUGCAUGAUAUGACAUCUUCUUCUCUGUUGAUCAAACCAGUAAUGACUCAGACAAUAUAUCUAGGUGACUUUCGACAUUCAUAAAUUUUCUCUUGAUUAAGGCUUUAGAAACUAGCGGAAAAUAUAGCUAAUGAUUUUUCCUUACUUAUUGUACGCUGAAUGAUGUUACUCCACAUAGAUAAUAAUUAACUAUCACCCUUUAAUUAAAAUGUUACCGCACAAUACUUUUAUGUGAACUACUUUAAAACCAGGUUCACACCAGUACCAACAACGUAAUUCUUACGAUAAUUCGGAUGUUGUUAAAAUAAAAAUUAUAUUUUUUGGUGUGAACAGUCCUGUUAUUCGCAUGUCAUGUUCUCCGUUUGUUAUUUAUUAUUAGUACUGUUUACCCAGGAUAAGCUCUUUAGUUUCUAUAGGAACUGUUAUCAAUGAGGGUCCUGCGAAGGGGUCCUGGUGCAUUUAAAGCUCCCAUUUGAGAUACGUUAAGCAUUUGUACAAAUUGGAUAAGAAUUAGCAUGGGAAUAAACAUCGAAACUUUUUGAUAUUUUUUUAUGCGAAUUGAAAACAUCAAAGCAACACCGCUUGAUUCUUCUUGAUCUAUUACCUAAAUGUAUUGUUUUACGAAGAGUUUAAUCGAAACAAAAAGUUGCUUCGAUUUUUUCUGGUAAAGAAAACGAAGCAUAAAGCAAAAAAGAUCAAGCCAAAAAUACAAUUUUUAGAAGAAGUCAGAAAGUAUCGCUGUAUUUAAGAUAAAACUAACACUGGCUACAAAGAUAAAAUCAGGAAGCUGAAUGCUUAGAGAAAGUAGAAGAAAAUUUGGGUUAUGAGGAAGGUACAUAAUUAAUUUUUAUAUCUGUUUAAUGCUUGGUACCACCAAAAACAAGAAUACACAUAUUCUCGACUUAAAACUGUAAGUCGCGACCAUAAGAAUAAAGUUAUUCGAAAUGAUGUGAACCUACAAUCCCUCACAAAAGCAAUGCCAAUUUUUC
Messenger RNA from Hydractinia symbiolongicarpus, 2953 nucleotides. RefSeq names its product amiloride-sensitive sodium channel subunit alpha-like. Gene Ontology annotation, cellular component: membrane. NCBI's taxonomy places the organism in Eukaryota, Metazoa, Cnidaria, Hydrozoa, Anthoathecata, Hydractiniidae. Gene Ontology annotation, biological process: sodium ion transmembrane transport. Gene Ontology annotation, molecular function: ligand-gated sodium channel activity. The transcript is spliced from 2 exons. The record is from RefSeq and is a predicted model, not a curated record. The coding region runs from base 47 to 1435 and encodes 462 amino acids.